GCGUCCCGCGGUAAAGUUGAGACACAGCUUGUGAUUCGCUCUCAGCAGUGCCUCAGCCAAUCAGAGCGCAGCACUGAAGGGAAGCGUGAACGUCCCUUAUGAGGCCUGUGAACGACUCACGUAAAAUGGCGACGGCGGAGCCGGAAUUAAACUCAAUUUCUUGUAAGAGUGAAGAGGAGAACUCAGAAGAGACCAAUCAGGAGAUUGUCAGCCCUGAGAGCUACAUCAAACACCCCCUACAGAACAGAUGGUCUUUAUGGUUCUUCAAAAAUGACAAGAGCAAAACAUGGCAGGCCAAUCUCAGACUGAUCUCCAAAUUUGACACAGUAGAGGAUUUCUGGGCGCUUUAUAACCACAUCCAGGUCUCCAGCAAUUUGAUGUCAGGAUGUGACUACUCACUUUUCAAGGAUGGUAUUGAGCCUAUGUGGGAGGAUGAGAGGAAUAAAAGAGGAGGCCGCUGGCUCAUGACUCUCAACAAGCAGCAGAGGAAGUAUGACCUGGACCGCUUUUGGUUGGAAACUCUGCUGUGCCUCAUCGGUGAGGCCUUUGACGACUACAGCGAUGAAGUAUGCGGGGCUGUAGUCAACAUCCGAACAAAAGGAGAUAAAAUCGCUGUCUGGACAACUGACUACGAGAACAGAGAGGCUGUAACGCACAUAGGGAGGGUGUACAAGGAACGAUUAGGCAUCCCUAUGAAUAUGACCAUUGGCUACCAGUCUCAUGCUGACACGGCCACUAAGAGUGGCUCCACCACUAAGAACAAGUUUGUGGUCUGAAUAUCUUCAAGGGCCUGAAUCUUCUCUCUCUCUCUCAUCUCUUUCUCCGCCUCUUAAAACCAAAGCAACAAAAAACAGACUGGACUGAACUGCCAUGAAACCCCCCUGCAAGUACAUUUGCACCCAAAAGCCCUUCACAAACACACUCCUGGACUUCAACUCGCACAACCAAUGAGAUUUACAGCACAAGACAAAAAUUAAAGAUAAUAGUACCUCUGCUGCUUGUUACCUUCACACACAUUUUAAGUAUUACUUCUGUAUCAUGCUACACUACACAUGUUCUCACUUUAACCCACCAAACAUUCACACAUCACUACACAGUUUUCACCCUGAGAAAAAAAACAAAAAAACAUGCGCAUAAUGAAGUCACAUUCAAUGUUUACCCCUGGCAAGUCUUGUUCAGAGUUUGUAAAGUAUUUAAUAUCGUUUUCUUUGUUUUUUUUGGAAGAAAUUGUCAAUUUAUUUAAUGGCAGAGGAAAGGAAAUGUCUGUGUUCUUUUAUCCAGCAGCUUUGCUGCUUCAGUGCCUAAUGAACAUAAACAUUUUAAUUUAUUCAGAUUAAUCGUCAACAAUUCAUUGAGAUGGUAUCUGGCCAUUGAGUGAAUGUAAUCAAGCUAAUCUUCAUAGAGCUGCCUUACGUCUUUAAGCAUUAACUUGAUUAAAUUUGGGGGUUUGCAAUUCAAGAUAAGUGUUUUUAUAUUGUGAAUUUUCGAUGCAUCAUAAGUUUACAUUCCUUGUUAGAAUAGUAAACUCUGGGGUUUGUUUUGCAGUGCUGUAACGGAUGAAUUGUGCUUGUCUGGAUGUCAUUGGCUUGAGUUGGCUCUUCAAUAAGAUAGCAGCAUUAUCAAAUAGGCCCUGAAAAUAAAAUAGAUUUAUGUUGAUUCAA
Messenger RNA from Onychostoma macrolepis, 1661 nucleotides. It is a transcript of the gene eif4eb, whose product is annotated as eukaryotic translation initiation factor 4eb. NCBI's taxonomy places the organism in Eukaryota, Metazoa, Chordata, Actinopteri, Cypriniformes, Cyprinidae. The transcript is spliced from 7 exons. The record is from RefSeq and is a predicted model, not a curated record. Gene Ontology annotation, biological process: translational initiation. Bases 99 to 776 code for a protein of 225 amino acids. Gene Ontology annotation, cellular component: cytoplasm; eukaryotic translation initiation factor 4F complex. Gene Ontology annotation, molecular function: RNA 7-methylguanosine cap binding; translation initiation factor activity.